Polypterus senegalus (gray bichir) is the source of this 4152-nucleotide messenger RNA. RefSeq names its product oxysterol-binding protein-related protein 3-like. The transcript is spliced from 23 exons. Gene Ontology annotation, molecular function: cholesterol binding. NCBI's taxonomy places the organism in Eukaryota, Metazoa, Chordata, Cladistia, Polypteriformes, Polypteridae. Bases 525 to 3071 code for a protein of 848 amino acids. Gene Ontology annotation, cellular component: intracellular membrane-bounded organelle; plasma membrane; perinuclear endoplasmic reticulum. The record is from RefSeq and is a predicted model, not a curated record.
CAAACCUUUUCGCUUUCGUCUAGCUGUCACUGUGUCAGUUCAAUACUUGGUAAUGUACUUCCUCCGGAGUGGAAACUUCUCGCUUAUUGGUGUAACGACCGUUAUUAAGCCAUUUCUGCCGCGACAUAAUCCAUGUGCCACUACUCAUUUGUUUUGAUGUAAUGUUUUGAUGUUUGUUUACCUUUUCCGUGCUCUUCCGCUAAGAGCUUCUCCUCGUGUUUGACAGCGGAGCGCCAGAGUCAAGAGGUAGCUAGCGAUACUCUUUGACGCUGAAGUUCUCGUACAGGUAAUGCUAUCACUGAAUUUUGAUCUCCAGCCUGCAGUUCCUUCAAAUCUGAGUUUAUGAUCUUCUCAAGAACAUAGUGCCCCCUUCUGUGCAGGAGAGAUGUUUGACUGGGAAAGGAUGCAUUCCAUUCAUGAAGUAUAACCAAGGAACAGGGUUUGGGACCAUUAAACAGGUGCUAAACAGAUGAUUUUUAGGUCAGUCCAGUGAACAAGACAGAUUUUUUCAAUCUCCACCAGCUAUGAACAGUGAUGACAAGAAUGCCACAGUGUCCCCAAGUGUGCCAUCUCCAUCAAGGAGCAUCAGUAGCAGCUCUUCGAAGCAAGGCAGUCGACAGGACAGCUGGGAGAUCGUGGAAGGCCUUCGAGGCAAUGGAAGUAAUAUCCAGGAGCCUCAGAAACAGGAAGGGUUUAUGUUGAAGAAAAGGAAGUGGCCUCUUAAAGGCUGGCAUAAGAGAUACUUCUUUUUGGACAGAGGCAUUUUAAAAUACGCCAAAUCUGAAGCUGAUAUUGAAAAGGGCAAGUUACAUGGCUGCAUUGAUGUUGGUUUAUCUGUAAUGGCUGUAAAGAAGAAAGCAAAAUGCAUAGAUCUGGAUACAGAAGACCAUUUAUACCACCUGAAGGUAAAAUCCCAGGAGCUCUUCGAUGAAUGGGUUUCGAAACUGCGGCACCACAGACUCUACCGUCAGAAUGAAAUUUCAAUGUUUCCUGUUGACAAGAGCAAUCAUUUUUCUCCGCACUUUCCACCAGCACCUUCUCCUAAUCCCUCAGAGUCCUCCUCAAUGAGAAAGAGAUCCAUUCUCACAAGGCAAACAUCUAUAAACAAUGGAGGUGCCUUCCCAGUGUCCUCUAGUAGUAGUCAAGCUAAGGUUGCAGCUUGGUUACAAUCCUCUGAAGACAUGGACAAGUGCGCCAAAGAGCUUUCUUUGUGCCAGACUUAUUUACUGGAACUCAGUCAACUUUUGCAAAACAUGGAAGUCCUUCACAGAACAUAUUCUGCACCUGCUAUCAAUGCCCUUCAGGCUGCAACAUUUGAAAGUCCCAAGAAAGAAAAAAGGAGUCAGAGAAGAUGGCGUGCCAAAAAUUAUGGAAAAGAUGGUAAAACUACAUUGCAGGUUCCCAGCUGUAUAUCCUCUGGCUCAAUAAGAUUACAUGCUUCUAAUCCAAAUCUUUCAACUGUAGAACAUGGCAAUGACAAGAGCUACUCGGAAAGCCCAGAUUCACCAACAGAUGCUUCCAAGCUUCAUGAGGAGUUCUGUCAUGUGGCCAACAACUUGUAUUCUGCCUUCAAAUCAGCAUUCAGUUUGAUGCGUACAGAAAAAGAAAAACUCAAGCAGAUGUUUGACUAUGAAGUUUGCCAGUCUCCUUCAGCACAGAUUAUUGGCAUGAAGAACACUUUGACAUCUAAGCAGGAUACCUCUGAUGCCACCAAGUCUUUAGUUCACCAGUUGUCAACAGAGAGUCGAGCAUCAGUUUCUGAGUCUCUUUCCGAGUUCUUCGAUGCUCAAGAAGUUCUUUUGUCUGCAAGUUCAUCAGAAAAUGAGGCUUCUGAAGAUGAGUCAUACAUAAGUGAUGUGAGCGACAAUAUUUCUGUGGACUGCUUAAGCAGUGAAAUUGAGACCCCAAGUACAGUUCAUAAUGGAGCCAUUCUAGAAUAUAGAAGGCGGUCAUGUUUGCCUUCACCUAGUCCGAACACCAGCAAUAUUAGCUUAUGGAACAUUUUGAGAAAUAAUAUUGGAAAGGACCUUUCUAAGGUUGCUAUGCCUGUACAGUUAAACGAGCCACUUAACACUCUUCAGCAUCUUUGUGAGGAACUUGAAUACAGUGAGUUGCUAGAUAAAGCUGCUGAGACACCUGAUCCUUUUGAGCGAAUGAUAUACAUUGCUACAUUUGCAAUAUCCGGAUAUGCAUCCAGUUAUUACCGUGCAGGAAGCAAACCAUUUAACCCCGUGCUUGGAGAAACCUAUGAAUGUGAAAGAAAAGACAAAGGUUUCAGGUUUAUAGCAGAGCAGGUUAGUCAUCACCCACCUAUAUCGGCUUGUCAUGCUGAAUCAAAACAUUUUGUGUUUUGGCAAGAUAUCAGAUGGAAAAAUAAGUUCUGGGGAAAAUCCAUGGAGAUUGUCCCUGUGGGCACUACACAUGUGACUCUACCAGAUUCUGGCGACCACUAUGAAUGGAAUAAGGUGACAUCCUGCAUACAUAAUAUUCUGAGUGGACAGAGGUGGAUUGAACACUAUGGAGAAAUUGCUAUCAAAAAUACAAACAACAAUUGCCAGUGUAAAGUGACAUUUGUGAAGGCUAAAUACUGGAAUUCAAGUGUCAAUGAGAUUGAAGGAACUGUAACAGAUUGUAAUGGUAAGGCAGUCCAUCAGCUGUUUGGAAAAUGGCAUGAAAGUAUAUACUGUGGAGUGCCACCUUCAUCCAAGUGCAUUUGGAGAGCAAAUCCAAUGCCUAGAGAUUUUGAACAGUACUAUGGAUUCACAAAGUUUGCUCUAGAAUUAAAUGAAAUGGAUGCAGCUAUGAAGCUUCUGCUGCCACCUACUGACACCAGAUACAGAAUUGACCAAAGGUUACUUGAGGAGGGGAAUACUGAUGCUGCUGAAGUGCAAAAACAAAGAAUUGAACAGCUCCAAAGAGACAGAAGAAAAGUUUUGGAAGAAAAUAGCAUGAUGCACCAACCAAAAUUUUUCAGAAAAUCAAGUGAAGACACUUGGGUUAGUAAUGGGACCUAUUGGAAUCUACGCAAAGACCCUGGCUUUGCUAAACUUGACAACCCAGUACUUUGGUAACACUGAACAGAAGACAACUACUGUAACAUGUAGCACUGUAACAUCACAAAUGACGAUAUUGUAACAUUACUAUAAAAUGGUAACAUAAUUUUUAUAGUUUUGUUUCUGGUUGUAUUUAAAUAGAAAUAUAAUGCCUUAAAAUUGAGUGCUUCUGGUAAAACUAUGUAUAAUUUCCUAUCUUUCAAAAAAUAUGUAGAUUUUGAAUGUAUAAAAAUAUGCAAAUUUGUUCUCUAUCCUUCUGUAUUGUGUACUCCAACAUUUUGAAUUUUGCACAUUUAGAUUAACUGUACCUCAGAGUACUCACUAUGCUUCCUUAAUUGUGUUUCACUUCUUUCUAUAAGCAGUAUAAAUGUGAGCUGCUUUUGGUGCAAUUUGCAAUAUUUUUUAAAAGGGUUAUUAUAUAAAAUUCUCUGUUAAUAUGUUUACUUCUACCUCUAAAAGAAAUGAGCAUAAAUGAAAUGGACAUCUUGCCAGCUGCCUUAUUUAUAGUAUCAUGUAUAUCAUCUUUGUUUUCUAUAAAGCUUAAGUUGGACUAUACCAGAAUUGUAAUACAUACUAUAAUAUAUGUGUGUGUAUCUGUUAUGUAUAAAAAUAUAUAUGUGUGUGUGUGUUUAUAUAUAUAUAUAAUAUAUAUAUAAAGUUCACAUAUUCUUAAGCAGUAGAUAGUUAAUUAAAAUGUCACAUGUCAUAUCUUUAAAAUUUAAAAAUUCAAUAGAGUCAUCUGAUAAUUUAAAUAAAUCUUGAAUUCCUGAAUUUAAUUUUAUGGGAUUUUUCUGUUAGGACCAGUAACUAAAUGCAGACUAUUUCUUUUAUUCUAUGUAAUAAACUUUUUUUACAAUGGAAAUACUUUCAUUUUGAGAAAAUGUUUAUCACAUUUAGUUUUAAAGUUAUUAAGGUGAACUAAAACAUCAAGAAAAAAGUCAACAAUGUGACAUUUGCUCAUGUUGCAUUUAAAUAAUUAAAUGCUUAGGUUGAAAGCAUUGUUCUUUCUUUCAGCAGCUUAGGGCACAGUGAACGGUAAUUUCAAAGAUUUGUACUAUUAUUUCUUGUUUGCCUAAAUUCUAAAAAAUGCUUGUUGUGU